Leptosomus discolor (cuckoo roller) is the source of this 289-nucleotide messenger RNA. Lineage: Eukaryota; Metazoa; Chordata; Aves; Leptosomiformes; Leptosomidae. The record is from RefSeq and is a predicted model, not a curated record.
GUCCGUGACUCGCUCCUACUACCGCAACUCCGCCGGGGGGAUGCUGCUCUUCGACCUCACCAACCGCGCGUCCUUCGAGAGCGUCCGGCAGUGGCACCGGGAGGUGAUGGACACGGUGCAGCCGUCCCGCCUCGUCUUCUUGCUGGUGGGGCACAAGAGCGACCUGGCAGGGCAGCGGCGGGUGGGUAGGAAGGAGGCAGAGAAGCUGGCGGCCUCGCUGGGGGUGCAGUACAUCGAGACCUCGGCCAAGGACGCCAGCAACGUGGUCCAGGCUUUCCAGAUGCUGACG